GUUAAGCUGGUUACGGGAACCGCCAUAGCGUGGUCGCUGUCGCACGUUGGGUUAGACUUAACUGAGUCUCGGUCAAAUGGAUGGACGACUCAGAGGCAGUAAGUUGGGGUCAUCAAUGACAAGUCGGAUGAUUUUACUCACUCAUCCAGCCAGGAGUUGGAUCUUUAUGAUUUAAUUGGAACUCUUUUCCUAAACAAAGUAGUCUGCUUGUAAGACGUGCCUCAGCCAAUUACAAGUACGGUGAAAAGGUUUCCUGGUCCGGUUGUAGUAAUAUUGUUCGCCCAACACCAGACCAAGAGCUGAGAGCCCGGCUCAUCAGUUGGAACUAUGUUCCUACCAAAAUAGUUGUCUUGUGGAGUAACGCCCAAGCGGAACGCAAGAUAAUGAAAUAUGGAUCUUGGCCCACUAGAGGUUUCGCCGGAAAUCUCCGAAUCAAUAUCGAGGGUUAUUGAUUUGUUAAAAAUAGUGGGAGAUAAUUAAUUAAAGGCCUAAUUAAUUAUUAAACAUGAUAGAUAACCUAGUUUGCAAAAUUUUCUGUAGAUGGCAAACAACAACAACCCUUUCAACCUGUGAUAUGUUCUAGAAAAAGAAAAAUUAUCUGGAACCAACUUUCUUGAUUGGGAGAUGAAUCUUAAGAUUGUUCUCGAAUGUGAGAAAAAGCUCUACGUCCUUACCUCUGAGCCUCCCAAAGCUCCUGAAGCGAACGCCCGUACUGCAGAAAUUACUUCGUACAAGAAGUAUGAAGACGACGCACGUGAUGUGAGAUGUCUCAUGCUAGCCACCAUGACCCCGGAGCUCCAAAGGCUCCAUAAGGACAUGGAAGCUCAUCCUAUGAUGACUCGCUUGAAAGGUCUAUACCAAGGCCAGGCUAGACAUGAGCGUUUCAAAAUCUCUACGACUCUGUUUUCCAAUAAGCUGGCAACGGGUAACCCAGUUGGUCCCCACGUUCUCAAGAUGAUCGGUCAGAUUGAAACUCUUGAAAAACUGGAGGCCCCGUUGCACCCUAUGCUGGAAACUGAUCUCAUCUUGGGAUCAUUACCAGCUGAGUAUAGUCAAACUGUAGUGAACUUCUACAUGAACAAACUAGAGAUGACUAUGCCUGAGCUAUUGAAAUUCCUCAGAACUGCUGAGGAGAGUCUAGGGAAGGGCAAGGGUAAGUCUGUCCUGAUGGUAGAGGGCAGUACUAUUGCGAAGAAGAGUGGGCAACGUUCGCCGGCCAGGACCAAGCGCAAGGGUUCUAAGAAACCCAAGCCAGCGUCCAACUCCUCUUCGUUGAAACCCAAAGAAGGAGCUAAAAAGAAGUCUGAUGUAUGCUAUUAUUGUGGCAAAAAGGGCCACUGGAGGCGCAACUGCACAAAAUUACUGGCAGAGAGGAAAGAGGGAAAGAAACCUCAAACCUCAGGAUCUGCAUGAACGUAGACAAUUGACGGAGGGAGAGAUACAACUAAAAGUCGGCAAUGGCGCACUCGUAAAUGCAUUAGCCGUCGAAACCUAUAGUUUAUCUCUACCUAGUGGUCUUGUAUUGCAGUUAAAUAAUUGUCUGUUUGUACCCAGUAUGAGCAGAAACAUCAUUUCUGUAUCCUGCCUUGACAAAGCAGGA
Messenger RNA from Cuscuta campestris, 1600 nucleotides. The record is from the annotation of a GenBank genome assembly. NCBI's taxonomy places the organism in Eukaryota, Viridiplantae, Streptophyta, Magnoliopsida, Solanales, Convolvulaceae.